CUUCCUUUCAUACACAUAGGCCUCUCCAGAGAGGCCAGAGUGACAAGCUAGCUAGCUGCUAGCUUUGCAGCACCAGCCAGGCAGCCACUACUCUUUCUCCACCAGCUCCCCGAUCCCCUUGACGACCGACCUCUCUCUGGCUCUCUGCACACUGUUCAAGAUCAGCUAGCUUCGUUCCCAUCCAGUCGAGCUCUUGAUCGCGGCCCUGGAUGGACUUCGACAUGCUGAAUUCCCACCCGGAGGCGCAGCUGGAGCUGAUGAACGCAAUGCUCCAGCUGGAGCAGCUCACGGCGUUCCCUGACCACCACGGCGCCAUGAUGAUGGUGCCCUCGACGCCGCCCCCGUCGCCGCCGUGCAUGCAGCAGCAAGCUCAUCACCACUUCUCCUCCUCGGUGCCUCAUCACAUGUCCGCGGGCGGCGCCGCCAACGGCCGCGCCACCUACCACGACCACCACCAGUACUAUAGCUCCUCCGCUGUCACGUCCCACGCGUCGUGCAACGGCAGCGCCCGCUCGGAGUACGCGGCGCAUCAGGACUACCCUGCCGCCGCCGCCGGCGGAGGAGGAGGCGGGGGCAACGGCGGCAUGGACGACGGCGCCACCGCCGUGGGGUCGUCGGCGAUGCGGGAGAUGAUCUUCCGCGUGGCGGCGCUGCAGCCGGUGAACAUCGACCCGGAGAUGGUGCGCCCCCCGAAGCGCCGCAACGUGCGCAUCUCCACCGACCCGCAGAGCGUGGCGGCGCGGAUGCGGCGGGAGCGCAUCAGCGAGCGCAUCCGCAUCCUGCAGCGGCUCGUCCCGGGCGGCACCAAGAUGGACACCGCGUCCAUGCUGGACGAGGCCAUCCACUACGUCAAGUUCCUCAAGACGCAGGUGCAGUCCCUCGAGCGCGCCGCCGCCGCCAGCGGCCGCCGCCCGGCGCCACCGGCGGCGGACGACGACGGCGCCGCCGCGCCCUACCCCGGCCGCUUCAGCGGCCAGUGGUAGAUCGAACCGAUCGUUCGAUCGCGCGCGGCCACCCUUCGGCCGGCAUGCAUAUGGCCAAGGUUGUGGUCGUCGAUCAUGCACUAAUCGCCGACUCGCCGUCUCGCCGUCGGACCUGGAGCUUUGCACGUACGCACGUGCUGCGACGAGCCCCCGCGCGUCGGCAGCACGUGUACGAUCAUAUGUUGUGUAAAUUAAGAAUUUAAGAUGCACUUGGCUAGACGCCUUACAUUUUUACUACUA
This is a messenger RNA of Panicum virgatum (switchgrass), 1223 nucleotides long. RefSeq names its product transcription factor LATE FLOWERING-like. The coding region runs from base 210 to 983 and encodes 257 amino acids. The record is from RefSeq and is a predicted model, not a curated record. Lineage: Eukaryota; Viridiplantae; Streptophyta; Magnoliopsida; Poales; Poaceae. Gene Ontology annotation, biological process: regulation of DNA-templated transcription. The transcript has a single exon. Gene Ontology annotation, molecular function: DNA-binding transcription factor activity; protein dimerization activity.